UCCUGUGUGAUGAUCGUGUGGAGGAGACGGUGAACCGGAAGUGCUUCUCUGCCGUGUCUGCCCUCGUCACUAAUGCUGACAUAGCUUUAGACUCAGGCUGGUGUGAUGUGCUCACAGGCUCAGUUCUGAGAAGGAAACACGCUUUCUCUUCCCCCCCCCACCUCUGCGCUCUGAUCGGCAGCACCCCGUCGCCAUGAGCACCAUGUUUGCAGACACCAUCCUGAUCGUGUUCAUCUCGGUGUGUACGGCGCUGUUAGCCGAAGGUGAAUCUGAUGUACGCAUGAAGUCCAUGUUCGCCAUUGGCUUCUGCUUUACAGCUUUGAUGGGCAUGUUCAACUCCAUCUUUGAUGGAAGAGUAGUGGCCAAACUGCCAUUCGUGCCACUGUCUUACAUCCAGGGUCUGUCGCAUCGUAAUCUCCUGGGCGAGGAUUUCACAGACUGCUCCUUUAUCUUCCUCUACAUCCUCUGCACCAUGUCCAUCAGACAGAACAUUCAGAAGAUGCUCGGCCUUGCGCCCUCUAGAGCUGCAACAAAACAGGCUGGUGGCUUCCUGGGACCUCCUCCUCAAGCAGCAAAGUUUUCUUAAUCCUCAGACAGGUUCUGUGCUUCUCCAGCAUUGCGACUGUGUGUCGUCACGGCUCCCUCAUCUGAGCACAUGCGGAGCUGCUCAGGCCGGAUCAAACGUAUUAUCUGUUGCAGCUACUGUGAUCACUGUCUUCUGUUUGAGUUUUCAUUCAUAUUUUGUUUAUUUAACUUGAAGAUUGUCUUACCUAGAAAUUAGAAAAAUAAAAAGUUGUUCUUAAUGACACUGAUUAACAAAUAUCUAUCUUGUAUUUGGGACAUGCCCAUUAUCAUUUUUUGGGGCAUUUUAAUUAUCAAUUGGCAUAGUAACACCUGAUCCAUUCAGUAUUAUUAUAUGAAAUUGUUAAUAAAUUUUUAUGAUCAAA
This is a messenger RNA of Paralichthys olivaceus (Japanese flounder), 947 nucleotides long. Lineage: Eukaryota; Metazoa; Chordata; Actinopteri; Pleuronectiformes; Paralichthyidae. The record is from RefSeq and is a predicted model, not a curated record.